CUGCGGAAGACGUCAGAUGGGAUUUUGUUAUUUGCUUACAAAUAAAUAAAUUUGUAGUGAAAUUUAAAUUUUAGUGAAAGUGUAUUAGGAACGAGAUUUAAGAAUGAAAAUUUGGACUUCUGAACACACAUUUAAUCAUCCAUGGGAGACUGUUGCUCAGGCGGCAUGGCGCAAGUACCCAAACCCCAUGAACCCAGCUGUCUUGGGGACUGAUGUCGUAGAACGUCAAGUAGUCAAUGGAGUGCUUCAUACCCACAGGCUUGUUAGUUCAAAAUGGGGCAUCCCUGGAUGGGCACAAAGACUUGUUGGACCAUCAAACAUUUGUUAUGCCAGUGAACAAUCCGAAGUAAACCCAACUAAACGACACAUGGAGCUAAAAACUAGAAACCUGACGUUCGGAAGCUUUAUCGCAGUAGACGAGACUCUUAGCUACCAACCACAUCCCGAGGACAAGACUAAAACUCUGCUGAAACAAGAGGCUGUGGUGACAGUGCAGGGGAUCCCCCUCAACAGCUACAUGGAGGACAUCCUUACUAAGACCAUCAUGCUGAAUGCUAACAAGGGCCGGCAAGCUAUUGAGUGGGUGAUCGGCAUCAUUGACAAGGAGGUCACUGACCUGAAGCUGAGCGCAGCUAAGAGCACUGACGAGCUGAAGAAGUCACUGGAGAGUGCACGCAGAUCUAUGGACGAGUUCUCUACCUCCGCCAAGAAAACUCUGGACGACAUCCACAACCUUACCAGCAGCACCAAUAUACCCGAGUUUUAGCAUAAUUUUAUCCCCCGAUUUUUCAAUCUCGACACAUUCAAGAAAUUUUUAAUUGUGAUACAUCUAAGUCAUCUUUCAGUAUUGAUUCUGAUGUUAGUUUUUCGACGUUUCUAAUCCUUAGUAUUCUAUUCGCUGUUGAUUUGUUAGAAUAAAGUUAUUUAUUACCCCCGCUUCUUGAUUCACAGCUCGCGUUACGAACAUUAUCCGUAGAGUAGAUGCAGAUGUGGCGGCGACGCACUGCUUGAAUGUUUCCUUUGUAAGGAGAAUCGUAGGUGUUUUCAGCUUGUCCGUUGGGAUGAGGGAUUGCCUUAGAAUGUGGUGAGGAGUUAUAUUUUUGUGAACCCAAGUUCUAUUGGGAGAAACGCUUUGAAUGGUUGUCUGGGUGAACCAAAGAUUUCAACCUGUUGUUGGUUAUUGUUUUAAGUGCGGAUAACUCCCUCUUGUUCGCUUGGUUCAGUCUUUAGAUGUUUGGUGUGGUUUAUAAAUCAUGCACGUGCAACACACACCUGUGUCUGUAUCUAUGUGUAAACACAAUUACCAAACAUGUUUUUCGUGCAUCGUCAAUACAUACAGACUUGCAAUAUUCCAAUGUUUACUAAUUUUGCCAAUGAUGUGUUGCUAAAAAUAUAGCCAUUCCAAACAGUUUCAAUUAAUUAUUUUAUAGUUUAGAGUGUUUUUAGUUCAGUCAAAAGUCCAGCUUGAGGUUUUUGAACGAGGGGGAGUUGACUGUAAAUGCAGAUAAUUUAAAAUUGCAUAUAUCAGUGUGAAAGAUAUCUCAGGUUUCCUAUUACAAAUUUAAACUAGUGAUGUCUAAAACCUUUUUGUGAAAAAAGCUACUUA
Messenger RNA from Macrosteles quadrilineatus (aster leafhopper), 1606 nucleotides. Its product is annotated as protein slowmo-like. Bases 104 to 766 code for a protein of 220 amino acids. Lineage: Eukaryota; Metazoa; Arthropoda; Insecta; Hemiptera; Cicadellidae. Gene Ontology annotation, molecular function: phosphatidic acid transfer activity. The transcript is spliced from 5 exons. Gene Ontology annotation, cellular component: mitochondrial intermembrane space. Gene Ontology annotation, biological process: phospholipid transport. The record is from RefSeq and is a predicted model, not a curated record.